ACCGGCUUUAAAACUAAUCAGUUACUCAAACUCUUUCUUUUAAUAAAUAUGGCCGAAGAAAUACAAAAGAAACUACAAAAAGAGUUAGAAACCUUCAACGGUGUGCAAAAAGAAUAUCAUAAGGCAGUGGCCCAGAAGCAGCAAUUAGAUAGUCAGUUGAAUGAAAAUAAAGCUGUAAAAGAGGAGCUGUUGUUGUUGAAGAAAGAUGCAGAGGUGUUUAAGCUCAUAGGGCCAGUUUUAGUGAAGCAGGACUUGGAAGAAGCGAGACAAAACGUCACAAAACGAAUGGAGUUCAUCAACAAAGAAAUUAAACGAACAGAUGAUCACAUCUCCGCGUUAGAAAACAAACAAGAAGCUUUACAAGAGAACCUCAAUAAACUAAAGAAUGAUCUUGGCAAAUUGAAGUUAAAAGCUUAAUUGUGUUUUGUACUGCAUAGCUCUUAAAUCUUUAAAUGCAUAACGCUAAACUUAUUGUAUUUUUAUUUAACUAAUAAACA
This is a messenger RNA of Hyposmocoma kahamanoa, 497 nucleotides long. RefSeq names its product prefoldin subunit 6 (gene Pfdn6). Gene Ontology annotation, cellular component: cytoplasm; prefoldin complex. The record is from RefSeq and is a predicted model, not a curated record. The transcript has a single exon. Lineage: Eukaryota; Metazoa; Arthropoda; Insecta; Lepidoptera; Cosmopterigidae. Gene Ontology annotation, biological process: protein folding; chaperone-mediated protein complex assembly. Bases 49 to 417 code for a protein of 122 amino acids. Gene Ontology annotation, molecular function: protein-folding chaperone binding.